This is a messenger RNA of Cynoglossus semilaevis (tongue sole), 1575 nucleotides long. It is a transcript of the gene strap, whose product is annotated as serine/threonine kinase receptor associated protein. The transcript is spliced from 9 exons. Gene Ontology annotation, molecular function: RNA binding; protein binding. The record is from RefSeq and is a predicted model, not a curated record. Gene Ontology annotation, biological process: spliceosomal snRNP assembly. Bases 379 to 1368 code for a protein of 329 amino acids. Gene Ontology annotation, cellular component: SMN complex. Lineage: Eukaryota; Metazoa; Chordata; Actinopteri; Pleuronectiformes; Cynoglossidae.
GCCGGAUAUGGGCCUCUUGUUGUUGCUGUGUCCGGCGGAACACCGGCUUUAUCGUCCGUGAGGAGCUGCGCCUUGCUGCACGUUGCUAGUUAGUUGCAAUGUUGUAGCUAUUAGCACGACAGCAAUUUUAUUUUUUCGUCGGGAGGGAGAUUUGUCAUUUAGUGUGACAGAGCCACGGAGUCUGUUCUCAUUCAUUUCUCGUCUCAGCCGUCGGAGGAGAAGGGAAGUGCUCCAAAGUCCCGUUAGCUCGCUGCCUUUUCUCGUAGCCUGCUAGCAAAAAGCAGCUGGUUAGCCGCUAGCGUUCCACCGUCUCCUCCGCGAGUGCGAACCUCCUUCUACCCCCGGGGCUGCUGCUGCUGCCGCUGCUACUGCUGGACCAUGGCGAUGAGACAGACUCCGCUCACCUGCUCCGGUCACACCCGGCCUGUGGUCGACCUGGCCUUCAGUGGAAUCACUCCAUACGGCUACUUCCUCAUCAGCGCCUGCAAAGAUGGCAAGCCCAUGUUGCGCCAGGGAGACACAGGGGACUGGAUCGGAACGUUUCUGGGUCACAAAGGCGCUGUCUGGGGAGCCACUCUGAACUCGGACGCCACCAAAGCAGCCACGGCCGCCGCCGACUUCACAGCAAAGGUGUGGGACGCAGUGAGUGGAGACGAGGUCCUCACACUGGCACAUAAACACAUCGUCAAGACGGUCACCUUCACUCAGGACAGCAACUGUCUGCUGACCGGAGGGAACGACAAGUUACUGCGGAUCUACGAUCUGAGCAGCCCAGACACAGCCCCACAGGAGAUUGCAGGUCACACCUCAGCCAUAAAGAAAGCUUUGUGGUGUAAUGAUGACAAGCAGAUCCUCUCAGCUGCUGAGGACAAAACCAUCCGACUCUGGGACAGGAACUCCACGGAGGUGGUGAAAACACUGACGUUUGACGCGUCCGUCAGCAGCAUGGAGUACAUGGCCGAUGGAGAGAUUCUGGUGAUCACCUAUGGGAAGACGAUCGCUUUCUACAACGCUCUGAGCCUGGACCUGAUCAAGGCGGUGGAGGCUCCAGCCCCCAUUAGCUCCGCCUCCCUCCACCCAGAGAAGGACUUCUUUGUCGCCGGAGGAGAAGACUUCAAACUUUACAAAUUUGACUACAGCACCAAAGAAGAGCUGGAGUCCUAUAAGGGUCACUUUGGUCCAGUGCACUGUGUGCGGUUCAGUCCAGAUGGAGAGCUUUACGCCAGUGGCUCCGAGGACGGCACCCUCCGACUGUGGCAGACGGCAGUUGGGAAAACCUACGGCCUGUGGAAAUGUGUCCUGCCUGAGGACCUUGGGACAGAGAACUCUGAGCAGUUGUACACCGUCCCUCCUGAGAUCAAAGCCUGAAGAGAAAGCACUUACUGAUGGGAUCAGAAUACAAAGCUCUGCGGAAGGAGAAUGGAGAAGAAAAAAAAUGGAAUGGACGAGAAGCCAGAGUGAAGUGUUUAAUCCUGCCCGCCCCCCCGCCCCCAACGGUGAGGAGCAGCGUCCAGAGCAUCUUCAUGAAUCAGGAACUGCUACGAGUGCCCUGUCUGUCAUAGAGCAGUCAUGUUU